Sphaeramia orbicularis (orbiculate cardinalfish) is the source of this 864-nucleotide messenger RNA. It is a transcript of the gene tmem230b, whose product is annotated as transmembrane protein 230b. The record is from RefSeq and is a predicted model, not a curated record. Lineage: Eukaryota; Metazoa; Chordata; Actinopteri; Kurtiformes; Apogonidae. Gene Ontology annotation, biological process: synaptic vesicle transport. Bases 263 to 622 code for a protein of 119 amino acids. The transcript has 3 exons. Gene Ontology annotation, cellular component: synaptic vesicle; endomembrane system.
CCGAAAGAUUGAAAACACGGAAGAGCCCGUUAAAGGAUUCAUGCAGGAAAUACCCGGUUAUCCUCUGCCCUCUAAACUAGUUUAAACAGUUUGAAAAGGUCGUUCUUUCGAUCCGGAUAUUGAUUUUUCAUUGGCUUUCACAGUGACAGUUUAUUUAUGAUCCGGAACAAUGGCUGCAGUGUAGAUAAUAUUUAUGUAAACGAGCUAUUUUAGCCUCGUUGACGCUCUGAAAACAUUGAUUUAAGGCUCUUCUUCAGUUAAAAUGCCUGCUCGUAACGUUGUGUCCAACGGGCUUCCCAACAGUAAGGUCAGAUACUCCAGGUUAGCCUCUGAUGAUGACGGCUACAUCGACUUACAGUUCAAAAGGAGCCCACCCAAAGUCCCAUACAAAGCUAUAGCAUUAGCCACAGUCCUGUUCCUAAUCGGCUCCCUGUUAAUCAUCAUUGGCUCCCUUCUCCUGGCUGGAUAUUUUGGAGUCACUCAUUCAGACAGAACUGUGCCUGUCCUUAUCAUUGGGAUCCUUGUCUUCCUGCCUGGAAUUUACCACCUACGAAUUGCUUAUUAUGCAUCAAAAGGCUACCCAGGCUACUCUUACGAUGACAUCCCCGACUUCGAUGACUAACUUACCCUCAGCCACAGUCUUCCGUUAUACUUGUAAAUUGUGUGUACUCAUUUUAAAACAGAGAUAUCCUUAAAGAAAAUGAGGUUUAACAGUUUUGGAAAAUAUCUUGCAUCUAAUUUUUAUUGAUAUUGUUUGAUUUUUAUUCAAUGUAAAACUGCUGUCAUAGCCAAAUCAGUAUUAGACAUCGUUUUUGUAUGUCUCUUUGGUUAGCUUGUUAAAUAAAAACAACAGUAAUUUGAUCA